This is a messenger RNA of Camelina sativa (false flax), 1716 nucleotides long. RefSeq names its product F-box/LRR-repeat protein At3g58900-like. Lineage: Eukaryota; Viridiplantae; Streptophyta; Magnoliopsida; Brassicales; Brassicaceae. The record is from RefSeq and is a predicted model, not a curated record. Gene Ontology annotation, molecular function: protein binding.
UACUCCUCUAAACUUGGAUCUUCAUAUCUUGGCUUCUCCUCUCGAAAUCAUCGGCCCUCGAUUUCUACUAAUCUUUAUACUCCAUUGAAGUUCAGAGGAUGGAUCUCUUCAGCAGUCUACCAGAUGAUCUCCUUUGUCAUAUAUUGUCCUUCUUAUCCACAAAGGAGGCUGCUUUGACAUCGGUUCUCUCCCAGAGGUGGCGCAAUCUGUUUGCUUUUGCUCCUUAUCUCGAGUUUGACGACUCUGUCUUCCUUCAUCAAGAAGAGGGUAAGCCGGAAAGAGUCCGAAAUCCGCAGAGCUUCAUGGAUUUUGUGGAUAGAGUAUUGGCUUUGCAGAGUGAUUCUCCCGUAGUCAAAUUCUCCCUCAAGUGUAAAACUGGUGUUGACUCAGAUCGUGUGGAUCGUUGGCUAUGUAAUGUGCUGAAGCGUGGUGUUUCGGACCUUGAUCUUUUCAUUGAUUUCAGAGAUUUAUACUGGCUGCCUCACGAAGUUUGUGUCAGUAGGACACUGGUUGAGCUGAGAUUAGGAAGUGAAUUUGAUCUUUAUUGGUGGGAGAAGGAUAUAUGUUUACCGAUGCUUAAAACUCUUGUUCUUGACUCCUGCGGGUUAUGUAUUGGUCUGUUUCAAAUUCUUCUUCCUGCUUGCCCUGCGCUUGAAGAGUUAGACAUGACUAAUACGCGGUGGAGGGAGUCCAAUGUGUCUGUGUCUAGCCCGAUCCUCAAGGAGCUGUUUAUUGGUCUCCAUGGUUGUGGUACCCUUGUUAAUCUGAAGAGUCUUUCAUUUGACGCUCCAAGACUUGUUUACUUUUAUUACUGUGAUUCUCUUGCGGAGGACUAUCCACAAGUUAACUUUGAAAACUUAGUCGAGGCUCAAAUCAACCUUUUAUUAACUCAAGCUCAAAUCGAGCAAGCAAGAGCACUUAAUAAUGAAAUGUUGUUAGUGGAUGAUGUUUACCCUGGUCUUGGAAAUGCGUGGAAGCUCAUCACUGGUCUAAGAAAUGUUCAAGAACUGUACUUAUCUCCUGAUACCCUUGAGGUGCUUUCCAGGUGCUGUGAAUCGAUGCCAGUGUUCAACAACCUCAAAUUGUUAAGUAUUUGGAGUGACAUGAAUCGGGGAUGGCAAGCAAUGCCAGUUCUUUUACGGAAUUGCCCACAUUUAGAAACUCUAAUCAUUGAGGGUCUCUUACACUAUGUGACAGAUAAAUGCGGGUCUCUUACACUAUGUGACAAAGUCCGUCCGCUCACAUCUUGUCCAGUAAAGAAGUUACAGAUUUAUGAGUUUGGAGGAACAAUUAGAGAACUAGAGAUGAUCAUGCAUUUCUUGGAUGUUUUUCGGUGUUUGAAGGAGUUGGAGAUAUAUGCUCACGAGGGUAUUCCUACACUAUGCAAAGACCCUAAAAGGAUUGAACUUGUCGGGAAGAUGAUGAACUUCUACAAUAAGUUAUGGACUUGCGAUGUUCAAUUACUAGUGCGUGGUCCCUUGUAAGGGAAGUGGACUGCACUGUUUAAAUAUUUGUGGGAGUAAUCACAGCUCAUAGUUUUGGUCAAAGUCUGCAUUUAAUUCUCUGUUGCCUUUUCUCAUUGAUACUCUGUUACGUGUUUGCCUUUUUUCGUAAUGUUACAUUGUCACGACUCACACACCAUGAUUUCGUCAUAGCAACUCAAUGACUUCUUGUAGAGUUUCAUCAUCUUCACUUUGAGAUCUAAGACAAAGAUCA